UCCAACCGGAAGUAGUGCUGUCGGAACACAGAGAGCGUCUCUGUGUAUCUCGGUGAGGUGGAAGAGCCGACGUUAAUUGCGAUGGAAGAUAUGUCGUUGUAUUUAACUAAUGUCAAUGUUUCACUGGGGCAAACCAUGGACACUGAUAAGGAUCCAGCGGGGGCGACCGACUUCGACAGGGUGGAGAUGGGAGACUCCGCCGGGAGGGUGAAGGUUCCACGCAGGACCAUCUUCUUCGCCAGUGGGGAGACGAUGGAGGAGUUCAGCACCGAUGAGGAGGACACGGAGGAGCCUGUCAACAGAGAAGUCAUUGCUGUUGAUACGUCCAAACUGACGUGGGCUCCGUACUUCUGGUUCCACAUGUGGAGAAUGGGCACCUCCACCAUCUCAGUGUGCGACUACAUGGGAGAGAGACUGGCCUCUCUGUUCGGCAUCACCUCUCCUAAAUACCAAUAUGCAAUUGACGAGUACUACCGUAUAAAGAAAGAGUCGUACCAAGAGAGAAGAGAGAGACCGCUUGGCCGAGCGGCGGAGCGUCGUUUCGCGGAGCAGCAAAGCGGCGAGCAGGAGGAUCCUCAUCCCGCCACCGUGGAGCAGCCAGAAGCAUCCAGAGCCUCCUUCGUAAACAUCAGCUUCGAUAUGGACCCCGAACCUCCUGUGAACACCACAGACGCCAACAGGGUGCCCUCCCCCCUCCCCUCCUGAAAACAACGUCCACACAUUUCUGUCGGUGGGGAAGCCUUAAUUAAGGAGCAGUAUACUGUAGAUUAAUAGUGUGGUUGUGUUUAGUCCACUGUGCAGGGGAAAUGAAAGCGCUGUGGAAGUGGCUGCACUCGCCUUAUGUGUGAAUGUGUUCGUGUGAAUAAGUAGCAUCAGACAUUUGCCAAGUUCAGACACUUUUUUCAAAGCCGUGGUCGGACACCGGUACUGCCUCGGCCUUUGUCUCCUCUGCCUCAGUUACUUGUCUCUGGCAGCAAUGCGUACACCUGGCAUGUGCAUUGUUAAAGCGUAAAGGGGGCGGGGGUAGUUUUUUUAGUUCCAGGGAUAAGCAGGGAAUGAUGACGUACACACAGUACGGAGACCCUGCUGCUUCAGCCUUUUGAGUCACGAGUACUUCCUCCAGGCUGCUUCGCCUUCCUGCUCUUUGAACAGGUCCCUGUAAUAUGCCGUUAUUAACUAAGGCCUGUUACUCCAAGAGCUCAAAUCCUUGGUAUGAGGCUGGUUUUGGUGGAUUAAUUAGUAACUUUGGUUUCCUCCUCCUUUCUUUAAGUGUCCUUCUAAAAGCCUUUCAUGAGCGUUUAGCCGAGCUGAAGCUGCAAUGCUGAGUUCAAGCUAGAGUAAGCUGCUUAAUGUUAUUUAUAUCCACUGACACGGCUGUGUGGCCUCAGAUCUCACAGCAGCAGUGUUUAGCAUUCCUCUUUUUUUAAAUGAUCCUGCUCAAGUUUUUCUUUUUUAACGGGCUUGUUAAGAACAUUUUGUCUGAAUGUCUUUCACUAGUCAAUGAAGGACAGUCAUUUUGUAUCUGUAAAAGGGCCGACUUUAACUAAACGUCAACGAAUAUGUACAUAUUUAUGUCCUCAGUUAAUAAAACAUUCACAAGGAGUCUUUUUUUUCAUUUUA
Molecule: messenger RNA, 1620 nt
Organism: Gasterosteus aculeatus aculeatus (three-spined stickleback)
Lineage: Eukaryota; Metazoa; Chordata; Actinopteri; Perciformes; Gasterosteidae
Source: RefSeq, a predicted model, not a curated record